GUGAGCAGCUGCUGCCUCGGAAUGUCGGUCUUCAGGCUGGGGGACCAUGUGUGGCUGAACCCCACCUCUGCCAACGGGACUGGUGUGGCCAUCGGGGGAAUUGUCAAGGAAACUAAGCCGGGCAAGAUCUUGAUCGAAGAUGAUGAGGGCAAGGAACACUGGAUCCGAGCAGAGGACCUUGGCACUGUCAGCCCCAUGCACCCCAACUCAGCUGAGGGUGUGGACGACAUGAUCCGCCUGGGGGACCUGAAUGAGGCAGGCGUGGUGCACAACCUCCUGAUCCGCUACCAGCAACACAAGAUCUAUACGUACACAGGCUCCAUCCUGGUGGCGGUGAACCCGUUCCAGCUGCUGCCCCUCUACACCCUGGAGCAGGUGCAUCUGUACUAUAACCGCUACAUAGGUGAGCUGCCGCCUCAUGUCUUCGCCAUCGCCAACACCUGCUACUUCAACAUGAAGAAGAACAAGAAGGACCAGUGCUGCAUUAUCAGUGGCGAGUCUGGGGCAGGCAAGACGGAGACCACCAAGCUCAUCCUGCAGUUCCUGGCCACCGUCAGUGGCCAGCACUCGUGGAUUGAGCAGCAGGUCCUGGAGGCCAACCCCAUCCUGGAAGCCUUUGGAAAUGCCAAGACCAUCAGAAACGACAACUCAAGCCGUUUUGGGAAAUACAUUGACAUCUACUUCAACCCCAGUGGGGUGAUAGAGGGCGCACGCAUCGAGCAAUUUCUCCUGGAGAAGUCCCGGGUGUGCCGGCAGGCCCCGGAGGAGCGGAACUACCACAUCUUCUACAGCAUGCUGCUGGGGAUGGGCGCCGAGGAGAAACAGCUGCUGGGCCUGGGCACGCCCUCCGAGUACCGCUGCCUGAGCCUGGGGAACUGUACCUCCUGCGAGGGGCUCAACGAUGCCAAGGACUAUGCCCAUGUCCGCUCGGCCAUGAAGAUCCUCAUGUUCUCCGACUCUGAGAACUGGGACCUCAGCAAGCUGCUGGCAGCCAUCCUCCACCUGGGGAAUGUGGAGUUCAUGGCUGCGGUCUUCGAGAACCUGGACUCCUCCGACGUGAUGGACACGCCGGCCUUUCCCACCGUGGCGAAGUUACUGGAGGUGAGGAACCAGGCCCUCCGGGACUGUCUGAUCAAGCACUCCAUUAACAUCCGUGGGGAGUUUGUCACCAGGCCCCUGAACAUCGCCCAGGCCGCAGACCGAAGGGACGCAUUUGUCAAGGGCAUCUAUGGAAACCUCUUCUUGUGGAUUGUCAAGAAGAUCAAUGCAGCAAUUUUCACCCCACCUGCCCAGGACCCCAGAAAUGUGCGAAGGGCCAUCGGCCUCCUGGACAUAUUUGGCUUUGAAAAUUUCCAGAACAAUAGCUUCGAGCAGCUCUGCAUCAACCUCGCCAACGAGCACCUGCAGCAGUUCUUCGUGCAGCAUGUGUUCACCAUGGAGCAGGAGGAGUACCUCUCCGAGAACAUCGCCUGGGACUACAUCCAGUACUGCGACAACCGGCCCACCCUGGACCUGCUGGCCCAAAAGCCCAUGAGCAUCAUCUCCCUCUUGGACGAAGAGAGCCAUUUCCCGCAGGGGACAGAUGCCACCAUGCUCCAAAAGCUGAACAGUGUCCAUGCUGCCGACAAGGCCUUCCUGCAGCCCAGGAACAUCCAUGACCCCAGGUUUGGCAUCGCGCACUUUGCCGGUGAGGUGUACUACCAGGUGGAAGGCUUCCUGGAGAAGAAUCGAGAUGUGCUGAGCAUGGAUAUCCUCACCCUGAUCUACUCCUCCAAAUGCAAGUUCCUGAGGGAGAUUUUCAAGCUGGAGUCAGCAGAGACCAAGCUAGGCCACGGGACCAUCCACCAGGCAAAGGCAGGGAGCCAGCUCUUCAAGUCUGCAGACUCCGGCAAGCAGCCCUCCACCUUGGCAGGCCAGUUCAAGAAGUCCCUGGACCAGCUGAUGAAAAUCCUGACCAAAUGCCAGCCCUACUUCAUCCGCUGCAUCAAACCCAACGAGUACAAGAAGCCGCUGCUCUUCGACCGGGAGCUGUGCCUGCGGCAGCUGCGCUACUCGGGCAUGAUGGAGACCGUGCGCAUCCGCAAGUCGGGCUUCCCCAUCCGCUACGCCUUCCAGGAGUUCGCGCUGCGCUUCCGCCUGCUGCUGCCCAGCGCCGAGCGCCGGCAGCUUCGGGACAAGUUCCGCCAGAUGACCGUGCGCAUCGCUGAAAAGUGGCUGGGGACAAACAAAGACUGGAAAAUGGGAAAGACCAAAAUUUUCCUGAAGGAUAACCAGGACACUCUGCUGGAGGUACAGAGGAGCCAGGCCCUGGACAAAGCAGCGGUCAGCAUCCAGAGAGUCCUGCGAGGAUACAAAUACAGGAAGGAGUUCCUGCAGCAGAGACGGGCAGCUGUGACCCUUCAGGCCUGGUGGAGAGGCUGGUACAACAGGCGGAACUUCAAACUGAUCCUCCUGGGCUUUGAGCGCCUACAGGCCAUUGCACGGAGCCAUCUGCUGGCAAAACAGUACCAGGCCACGCGCCGGAGGAUGGUCCAGCUACAGGCCCUCUGCAGGGGCUACCUGGUGCGCCAGCAAGUCCAGGCCAAGAGGAGGGCAGUAGUGGUCAUCCAGGCGCACACCAGGGGCAUGGCUGCCCGGCGGAACUUCCGGCAGCAGAAAGCCAAUGGGCCUCUGGUCAUCCCGGCUGGUGAGGAGCAGUGUGCCCUCCCCACCAAGAAGCGAAAGUCAAUCUAUGACACCGUGACGGACACAGAGAUGGUGGAGCGGGUGUUUGGCUUCCUCCCUUCCAUGAUCGGCGGGCAGGAGGGCCAGGCCCCACCUGAGUUCAAGGCUCUGGAGGCAAGGACCCAGACCCUACCCGAGGUUGACCUUGAUGCGGUCCCCAUGGUGGCCGAGUGUGAGGAGGACGUGGAUGGCCUAGCCGAGUACACCUUCCCCAAAUUCGCUGCGACCUACUUCCAGAAGUCUGCCAGCUACACGCACAUCCGGCGGCCCCUCCACUACCCGCUGCUCUACCACGAGGACAACACCGACUGCUCGGUACCUGGGAGCUCUCUGCCGGGCGCUCUGUCUGCAUCCCUGCAGGCUGCCCUGGUGGUGUGGGGCAUCCUUCUGAGGUUCAUGGGCGACCUUCCGGAGCCAGCGCUCUUCACCAGGAACAGUGUGCGGGGCGGCUCAGCGACGCGGCAGAUCCAUGGCACCCUGGGCAGCGGGAGCAGCACCCAGGCCCCACACGGGUCUGCGGAGGUGGCCGGCCAGCUCAGUAUGGGAGAGGAGAUGCUCGAGCCUGCCGGCCCCAUCUCAGAGCGACCCAUGUCCAACCUGGAGAAGGUGCACUUCAUCGUGGGCUACGCCAUCCUGCGGCCCAGCCUCAGGGAUGAGAUUUACUGCCAGAUCUGCAAGCAGCUGUCCGAGAACUUCAAGAGGAGCAGCGUGGCCCGGGGCUGGAUUCUGCUCAGCCUCUGCCUGGGCUGCUUCCCACCCUCCGAGAGGUUCAUGAAGUAUCUGCUGAACUUCAUCGGCCAAGGGCCAGCUGGCUACGGGCCCUUCUGUGCUGAGCGCCUGAGACGCACCUAUGCCAACGGGGUGCGCACGGAGCCCCCCACCUGGCUGGAGCUGCAGGCUGUCAAGUCCAAGAAACACAUUCCCAUCCAUGUCAUCUUGGUAACUGGAGAGAACCUGACGGUCAUGGUCGACUCAGCCUCGACAUCCCGGGAAGUGUGUAUGCACAUCGCCCGAAAGCAGGGCCUCAGCGACUACCUGGGCUUUUCUCUACAGGUUGCCGUGUACGACAAGUUCUGGUCCCUGGGCAGCGGGCGUGACCACGUGAUGGAUGCGGUGGCACAGUGCGAGCAGCUGGCGCGGGGCAGGGGCGAGAGCGAGCGCCAGUCGCCCUGGCGCCUCUACUUCCGGAAGGAGUUCUUCACGCCCUGGCACGACUCCCGGGAGGACCCCGUCAGUACCGAGCUCGUCUACCGCCAAGUCCUCCACGGGGUCCGGGCCGGCGAGUACAGCUUCGAGCAGGAGGAAGAGCUGGUGGCGCUGCUGGCCCAGCACUGCUGUGUGCAGCUCGGCGCCUCGGUGCAAAGAGAGGCUGUCCAGGAGCUGCUGCCCGGAUGCAUCCCCUCCAAGCUGUACAGGACUAAGUCCCCGGAGCAGUGGGCCAGCCUCGUCACUGCCGCCCACGCCAAGGCACGGCUCACCCAGAAGCAGGCAGUGCCACAGGCUGUGAAGGAGCAGGUGGUGGACACCGCCCGCCUGCAGUGGCCGCUGCUCUUCUCCCGGCUCUUUGAAGUCACCACGCUCUCUGGCACCCGGCUGCCCAAGACUCAGCUGAUCUUGGCUGUUAACUGGAAGGGACUGUACUUCCUGGACCAGAGAGAGAAGAUGCUCCUGGAACUCUCUUUCCCAGAGGUCAUGAGUCUGAUCACUGACAGGGAGGCCCAGGGCGGGCAGAGGCUGGUGCUGUCCACACUGCGCGAAGAGAAGUAUGACUUCCUGUCCCCCAGCAGUGUGGCCAUUGCCGAGCUGGUGGCCAUGUUUCUGGAGGGCCUGAAGGAGAGGUCCGUGUUCACCAUGGCCCUGCAGGACAGGAAGGCCACAGAUGACACCACCAUCCUGUCCUUCAAGAAGGGGGACUUACUGAUCCUGACGAAGAAGCAGGGGCUGUUGGCCUCUGAGAAUUGGACCCUGGGCCAGAACGACAGGACGGGCAAGACGGGGCUGGUGCCCAUAGCCUGUGUCUAUGUCAUCCCGACGGUCACCAAGCCCUCGGCACAGCUGAUGAGCCUGCUGGCCAUGUCCCCAGAGAAGCGGAAGCUGGCAGCCCAGGAGGGGCGGUCCACACAGUCACUGCCUGACGAGCAGCCCAAGGAGAAGCCACACACCCUGGAGGAAUUCUCCUAUGAGUUUUUUAGGGCCCCAGAGAAGGAGACGGCCAGCAGAGCCUUCCCCCUGGUCCGCGCCUGGGACCACCUGUGGGCGCACUCCUCCGAGCCCCUGCGCCAGCCUCUGCUCAAGCGUGUCCAAGCCGCCGCCGAGCUUCGGGAAGUCGCCUGUCAGAUCUUCAUUGCCAUCCUCAGGUACAUGGGUGACUACCCAUCUCGGCAGGCCUGGCCCUCCCUGGAGCUCACCGACCAGAUCUUCUCGUCGGCCCUCCAGGACUCGGCUCUGCAGGACGAGGUCUACUGCCAGAUCCUGAAGCAGCUGACCCAGAACACCAAGAGGUACAGCGAGGAGCGGGGCUGGCAGCUGCUGUGGCUCUGCACUGGCCUCUUCCCGCCCGGCAAGGCCCUGCUGCCCCACGCCCAGAAGUUCACAGACACGCGGAGGACGAAGCUGCUGGCCCCCGACUGCAGCCGUCGCAUCCGGAGGGUUGUCAGGACAGGGUCCCGGAAGCAGCCCCCACACCAGGUGGAGGUGGAGGCGAUGGAACAGAACGUCUCCCGCAUCUGCCACAAGAUCUUCUUCCCCAAUGACACCAGCGAGAUGCUGGAGGUGGGCAGCAGCAGCCGCGUGCGGGACGUGUGCGGAAGCAUCGCCACCAGGCUGCAGCUGGCCUCCUGGGAAGGCUGCAGCCUCUUCAUCAAGAUCUCAGACAAGGUCAUCAGCCAGAAGGAGGGCGACUUCUUCUUUGACUCUUUGCGGCAGGUGUCUGAUUGGGUGAAGAGGAACAAGCCCCAGAAAGAAGGGGCCCCCGUGACACUCCCUUACCAGGUGUACUUCAUGCGGAAACUGUGGCUCAACGUGACCCCAGGGAAGGAUGUGAAUGCGGACACCAUACUCCACUACCACCAGGAGCUGCCCAAGUACCUGCGUGGCUUCCACAAGUGUUCGAGGGAGGAUGCUGUCCACCUGGCAGGCCUCAUCUACAAGGCCCAGUUCGACAAUGACCGGUCCCAACUGGCUAACAUCCCCAAGAUCCUGAAGGAACUCGUGCCUGAGAACCUCACACGCCUGAUGUCCUCAGAGGAGUGGAAAAAGAGCAUCCUCCUGGCCUGCGACAAGCACAGAGAUAAGACGGUGCAGGAGGCCAAGACAGCCUUCCUGAGGUGGAUCUGCCGGUGGCCCACCUUCGGCUCUGCCUUCUUCGAGGUGAAGCAAACCUCGGAGCCCUCCUACCCAGACAUCAUCCUCAUCGCCAUCAACCGGCAUGGGGUUCUGCUCAUCCACCCCAAGAGCAAGGAGCUGCUGGCCACCUACCCCUUCACCAAGAUCGCCAACUGGAGCAGCGGUAGCACUUACUUCCACAUGGCGCUGGGGAGCCUGGGCCGGGGCAGCCGCUUGCUGUGCGAGACCUCCCUGGGCUACAAGAUGGACGACCUACUGACCUCCUACGUCCAGCAGCUGCUGAGCUCCGUGAACAGGCAGCGGGCACCCCAGGCCCCAGCCCCACCCGGUCUCUAGCCAGGGCCACUUGCCCCAUCAGCCACCCUCCCCAGGGCCUGCCCUCUGCAGGCAGCCUCUCAUGCCACCCUCUCCCUGGAACUCUGCCCCACACCCUUCAGCACCCGGGGGGACCUUCACCCACCGGGGUGCUGGCCAUGGAGGCCAGAGGAGGGAGCCAGGCGGGGCCAAGCCGGAGGGCUUCAGGACCACCCCAAGAACGUUCAAUAAAGAUUCACAGAGCAA
This is a messenger RNA of Manis pentadactyla (Chinese pangolin), 6630 nucleotides long. It is a transcript of the gene MYO7B, whose product is annotated as myosin VIIB. The record is from RefSeq and is a predicted model, not a curated record. The transcript has 46 exons. Bases 22 to 6405 code for a protein of 2127 amino acids. Gene Ontology annotation, cellular component: myosin complex; cytoskeleton. Lineage: Eukaryota; Metazoa; Chordata; Mammalia; Pholidota; Manidae. Gene Ontology annotation, molecular function: protein binding; cytoskeletal motor activity; ATP binding.